This is a messenger RNA of Nicotiana attenuata, 3745 nucleotides long. Its product is annotated as membrane-anchored ubiquitin-fold protein 4-like. The transcript is spliced from 4 exons. Lineage: Eukaryota; Viridiplantae; Streptophyta; Magnoliopsida; Solanales; Solanaceae. Gene Ontology annotation, molecular function: protein binding. The record is from RefSeq and is a predicted model, not a curated record. Bases 271 to 621 code for a protein of 116 amino acids.
CCACUGUAUAUAUUUUGUAAGCUCUUCACUGUUUUACAUUUCCUUCCUUUCUGUUUUGCUUUCACGUUCAACGUCAUCGAUUUGGGGUCUAGGGUUCCUGGUUUCUUCUCCCUCCCUUUUACUAAAUUCAAUGCAACCAAACUCAAUAAUACUUCAAAUCUCCUCUUCCACUACUCGUUAGUCACUGGAGCUGAGGGUAAUUUGGGAAGUCCAGUGAAGGUUGGAGGUUUGGUUGGUGUUGAUCGGAAAGCAAGUGAAGACGGUGGGCAAAUGCCGGAGGAGGACUUGGUAGAGCUCAAAUUUCGGUUGUACGAUGGAUCAGAUAUUGGUCCUUUUCGCUACUCACCUGCUUCCACCAUAGCUAUGCUUAAAGAGAGAAUUGUCGCCGAGUGGCCCAAAGAUAAAAAAAUUGCACCCAAGGCGGCAAAUGAUGUAAAAUUGAUAUGUGCUGGCAAAAUCUUGGAAAACAGCAGGAGUGUUGGUCAAUGCCAGACGCCUUUUGGCGAGCUACCAAAUGGUGUAAUUACCAUGCAUGCUGUUGUACAACCAUCUAUAGUUAAAGCAAAAUCAGAAAGGGAACUAGAAGCUUUUCUCUCUUCCGUUGAAUGUGUUGAACCUUAAGCAACAGUGUUGAAUGUGGGAGUCUUAUUUCUAACAUAGAAUGCAUCUGUCUAACAUAGUUAUGCUGGAGAUGUCUAGUGGCUUUGCCAAGAUUUUCAGAAGAUUGACAUCAUCUCUCUAAGGCAAGAGUGUAAGAUAUUCAGAUAUAGUUCAGUUGGAGUCUUUCACAUGUGGUGUGGAGAAAUGGCUAUUUUAUGAGAAGAAAGGAGGAGGUUGCGAAGAUUUGACAUUUCUCUGAUCCCAUCUUAAUAUUUCUUCUAUUUUGAACAGAAAAAUGCUUGUCAAUUCGAUUCAAUUUACUAUAUGUCCGCUGAAAUUUGCAACCAUCCUUCUAUAACACGGUGGAUGUUUGCAUUUUGUUGGCUGGCAGUAAAGAUGGAGAACGAGAAUAAUUUUUAUUCCUCUUCUACGAAUUGGACUCAUUAAUAAACUUUUGUAAGAGAAAAUAUAGCCAAGUGUGGAAAAUAUUUGGGGAGUUGAGGUUGAAAUGAAUGACAUAGAGAUAGGGAAAUGUCACUUGAAGUAUCUCCCAAUAACAUAAAUUGAGGAAGUUACAAAAAUUGAGCAUUGUUUAACCAAUUAAAUAGUAAAAUUACCAUUUUUAGGGUAAAAUUGUAAGCGAAUGAACAUCGAAAGCCAAUAUAUUUCUUAACUUGUUCCCACUUUGUAUAUCAGCAUAGAUGAAAACUUGCUAUGGGGCAUUGAAGAAUGAAACAAUGCAUAAUUCUUAGUGUUACUCUUUAGUAUUUUACCACCAUCUUGUGUUGACAACAGUAACUUGGGAUGUUAACAUAUCCAGGGUUUGUUUUUUUUUUUUUUGAGAUGAUAACAGUUCAUAUCCAGCGCUUUUAUGUGAGUGAAUUAGCUUUAUCAUGGAUCAAUAUAUGCUGGGGUAUCAUGUGAGUGAAAUUAGCUUUAUAAAAAAUCAGCUUGAAUGUGCUCUAGGUGGGAUGGGCAACUCAACACAUGUUGCUCAACGCAUGAGCUUAUAAUUACACCAGCUUUUUACGCGUAUUCAUUAUGUCACUUUAAAUGUAUUCCAUGAUAACUCAACACUUGUUUCAUGGUGUAAAAUUGUCUUUAUGAUUUUUUCCUUUUUUUCCCUCUACUCUCUAUUAUAUCCUAUCAAUAUCUUUUUUUUUACCUCCGCCGGGUAAAUUAUAUUUGUGAUGGUAUUAUGUUAAUUGGAACUAGAGAAGGGACUAGAGAAGGUGAAUCCCAAAAGCUUGAACUACGAGAAGCACUCUAGAGAGUUUUAGAUAAGUAGGAGUAAGACUGAAUUGCCAGCAUAAAAAAGAGGUAAGGUGAGGUGAGAUUAGACAGGAUUAUUGUGCGUAAAUGCAAUAAUUUAGAUCUCGGCUCUAGGAGAAUGGAACAAUUGAUGAAGAUAUCACACGCAGAAUUAAAAUAGGAUGGUUGAUAUGGAGAACUGCUAUUAUUACACUGUUAAUACAUAUGGAAGAUUUGGUGUAUGUUCCCAAAUCUAUUUGGGAUUUUGUUGGUGAUGCCGGAAACAUAAGAGAUACGCUUAACAACUGGCAGGGCCAAAGAAUUACCAAGAGCAAAAAGAAGAUAUGGAGAGCUAUUUCUUUAUGUGUAUCUUGGACAGUUUGGAUUGCGUGAAACCAUAAAUAUUUUGUGGAUAAAAAUCUAUCCUUACCGUUCGUGAAGUUUAGAUGCCUAUAGAACAUGUAUUGGUGGAGCAAUGUAAAUUCUCUAGAGGAUCCUAGCUUGAUAGUAGAACUCAUAGACUUCCUCCAAGUCUAAAAGGGAGAAACUACCUCAUGUUUUGAACUACUUAAGUACCUGCUUGCUGCUAUCUUUUGCUAUUAAGUUUAUAUUUACUGAUCAGAAAAGAAAUGAAGAAAUACUACCAGAGUAUGAUAUGAUAGAGAGGAUACAAUUUGAUAGGCAAGUUCUAUAAAACGGCUAUAAGACCAAUAAUGUUAUGUGAGAGUGAGUGUCGGGCCUCUAUGGUUAAACAUACCCAAAAAUGAGUGUUUCAAAUAUGCGAAUGCUAAGAUGGUUUUAAGGUCAUACAAGAAUAUAAUUGGUCACAUUUGACCAAAGGUACAAGUGGCAUACUUAGAGGAUAAAAAGAGAGAAGGUCACUUUAGUUGGUUUAGUAAUGUCCUAUGUCAACCUGCAAUAUCUCGGAAUCCAUAAAACUUGCCAAAAUGUGACACAAUGGAAGAAAAAGAUUCAUGUAGGCGGAACCAAUGAAUUGUGAUUAAGUUUAGUUUGCUAGGAGUUUUUUUACUUUCAUUGGAGAUUUGUAUACUAGUAGAAAACGUAGAGUACUACUUUUGAGAAUGGUUACAAGUAUUUAUUAUAUAUAAACAGCACAAAGCUUCUGCUGAAAUCCAAAUGUAGAGGAGAGCAAGAAUUAUAUCCUUGUUCUUCUUACAAGGAUUCAGUGCAUCUAUCAGUGUGUCCACAUCUUCUACCAGUUCUUCCUUACACCAAAAAUGAAAUAGGAAAAAACUUGUGCAGAUCAAAAUCUUCAAAUAUUGGAUUGAUGCGUGUCUAAGUGGAAUGACGUGGUUAACGAGGAUCUAUAUAACCAACUCUAGCUAGCUUGGGAUUGAGACAUAGCUGUUGUUUGUUAUUUUUUUGGUCUUUUUCACCUCGUCUAUUUUGGUUUCUUUGCAUUGUUAUUCUUUUAACUUCUUCACCGUCAAGUACUGCUAGUUUUUGUCGAAUAAUCUGAAGAUCCAACUUUGAGGGGUUUUGCUAGUCUACAAUUGAUGCGCAUAAUUUCUGAUAUUGCUAUAAUCCGAAUAAUCUUCCUCUUUAUAGUGUGACCUGAGAUAACUGCUGACUCUCAACUUGUAGAGCAUAUAAUGAAUGUGGACUUACUAAGUUCUAAGGAGUCCCGUUGCCACUUCUUGUUUAGUUGCAAACUUUCAUAUUUUUAUAGAGGCAUGUAUAAUUGUUCACCGUCUAUGUGCGUAUCUUGAACCUUAAGAGAGAGCUCUGUAUUUGAAGAUCUGAGGUGGUCCUGCUACACCCUAUCCCCUACUCUAGCCCCCGGUUGCCAAUUCUCAGUCCAGGGUUAUGUCGUUAAACUUAAACCAUUGAUGUUUUAUUCUUAACCUUUAUUGCUGCUGAGACUUGUCUUUCU